GAUUCUAGGGUUUGUGGCGGCCCAGCGGCAGCGGCAGCGCCAUCGCGUGAGGAGCGAUGCUCUUGGAUUGCCUGCGUAGCAAUGGGUAGCUCGCAGCAUCGGUGCGUCUUUGUCGGCAAUAUCCCUUACGACGCGACAGAGGAGCAGCUCAUUCAAAUCUGCGAGGAGGUCGGCCCAGUGGUUUCCUUUCGAUUGGUAACCGACAGGGAAACUGGCAAGCCAAAGGGCUAUGGCUUUUGUGAGUUUAGGGACGAGGAGACCGCGCUAAGCGCUCGACGCAACCUCUCCGGCUAUGAUCUAAACGGCCGCCAGCUCCGCGUCGAUUUCGCCGAGAACGAGAAAGGCAGCGGCGGUGGCGGUGGUGGUGGUGGUGGCGGCGGCGGCGGCGAUAGAAACAGGGACCAAGGAAGGGGUGGCUCGGCAAACAAUCCUGGUGAUGCUAUAGGAUUCUCAGCCGCUGCUGCUGCUGCCGGUGUUAUGGCUGGAGCACUGGGCUCCCAGAUCCCAUUGAUGGCCACUCAAGGUGGUCAAAACGGUGGUAACCUCCCUGGGAACGAUGCUCUCACCAGCCAUCUCGCAACCAUGUCCAAGCAGCAACUUUACGAAACCAUGGUUCAAUUAAAGCAACUCAUUCAACAUGACCAGCAGCAGGCUCGCCAGCUACUAAUAACUCAUCCUUCAUUGACAAAAGCUCUCUUCCAGGCCCAAAUAAUGCUGGGAAUGGUCCGACUGCCGCAGUCGAGGCAGCCGCCGCUUCCUCCGGCCUCUGCUCCGCCGUCCACAUUUAUUCCUCCGGCGUACUCGCAGCAACCGGGUGGGAUUCCUCAGCAGCCACCUUUGCCGCAGCAGCCCAGGCCUCCUCCAAUGCCACCAAUUGCUCCAGCUCAAUCGAUGAACUUCCAAGGUCCACCAUUCGGGCAUCAGCCUCAAUUUAGCAUGGGUAUGCCUUUCCAGUCUCAAGGCCAGCCGCCUUUACCACUUCAGCCCCCUCCACAACAUUCUUUUCAGCAUCCAAGCAUGAACAUUGGCAUGGGGUCCGCGCAAGGACGGGGCCCCGGCAUGAACUUCCAGCAGCCUCCGUUUGGCAUGGAAGGAGGUCCAGUUUACGGACAGAUGCAAAUGCAAGGGCCACCGCAGCCUCUUCCACUGGAGGUGGAGCAACAGCACCUCCUUCAACAGGUUAUGAAUCUAACACCGGAGCAGAUCAACUCUCUCCCGCCGGAUCAACGCCAACAGGUUGUCCAGUUACAGCAGGUGAUCCAGCUCCAGCAGUCGAUGCGGUAGCACAGGUUUCUUUUUUUGUUUUCUCCCGGUAGAGGACACGUGACGGCCGGAACAUUGCUCGAGAUGAUGUUUCAUGGAUGCCAUUGAGCUCGUCCUGGAGGAUGGAAAACCUUUGAUUCAUAGGAUCAUUACAUGGUAAAAUUUACCAAUAGGUACCAUGUUGCGUUCUUCAAAGCACAACAUUAAGGAUUUACAAUAUGAAAAAGAGUGUGAGUGAUGGAUCGAUUAAUGGAGAAAAAUUCUCUUA
This is a messenger RNA of Selaginella moellendorffii, 1531 nucleotides long. Its product is annotated as cleavage stimulating factor 64. The transcript has 10 exons. The record is from RefSeq and is a predicted model, not a curated record. Bases 82 to 1284 code for a protein of 400 amino acids. Gene Ontology annotation, molecular function: mRNA binding. Gene Ontology annotation, cellular component: mRNA cleavage and polyadenylation specificity factor complex. NCBI's taxonomy places the organism in Eukaryota, Viridiplantae, Streptophyta, Lycopodiopsida, Selaginellales, Selaginellaceae. Gene Ontology annotation, biological process: mRNA 3'-end processing.